AUGUCUGCACCCAAGAAACAAAAGUUGGAACAAUACCAACAACAGCGGCUCGAACAUACGCCAUGGGUCGAGAAGUAUAGACCAAAGAAUCUUGACGACGUGGCAUCUCAGGAUCAUGCCGUCAACGUAUUAAAAAAGUCAUUGGUUUCGGCAAACCUUCCGCAUAUGUUAUUUUAUGGUCCUCCUGGAACCGGAAAAACUUCAACUGUUUUGGCGUUGGCGCGUGAAUUGUACGGCCCAGACCUCAUAAAAUCACGAGUACUCGAAUUGAACGCAUCAGAUGAACGUGGAAUUGCAAUUGUGCGUCAGAAAGUGAAGAAUUUUGCCAGAUUGACAGUGUCGAAUGCUUCGCCAGAAGACUUGGAAAAAUAUCCUUGUCCCCCAUACAAACUUAUCAUCUUGGACGAAGCAGACUCAAUGACUUAUGAUGCCCAGGCGGCUCUUCGUAGAACCAUGGAAACGUAUUCCGGAGUGACACGAUUCUGUUUGAUCUGUAAUUAUAUCACCAGGAUCAUCGACCCUUUGGCGCUGAGAUGCUCCAAGUUUCGUUUCAAGCCGCUUGCCAACGAUAACGCUGUUCAAAGACUUCGAUAUAUUGUCCAGCAAGAAGAGCUCAACGUAGACGAAGACGUAUUCUCUUACCUCCUCACCAUCUCAAACGGAGACCUUCGUCGAGCAAUUACCUAUCUCCAAUCCGCCGCUCGCUUGGCGUCGACCACUACCGAAGAAACCACCAUAUCUGCAGCAACUCUCCGUGAAAUUGCUGGUGUGGUUCCUGAAGAACAAUUGAAAAUCCUCCAUAAUACUCUCGAGGACAAAGACGUAUCUGCAAUUACCUCUGUUGUUGGCGAUUUGGUUCUGCAAGGCUGGGGCGCACAGCAAGUACUCGACCAGCUACACGAGUUGUAUGUGCAUAGUGACUCCAUUCUGACAGAGACCAAAAAUCGAGCUGCUCGGUUGAUGUUUGAAACUGAUCGUAGGUUGAACAACGGAGCCGACGAGCACCUUCAGUUGUUGAAUUUGUGCUUGCAGUUGGUCAAGUAG
Messenger RNA from Meyerozyma guilliermondii ATCC 6260, 1044 nucleotides. It is a transcript of the gene RFC2, whose product is annotated as replication factor C subunit 2. Lineage: Eukaryota; Fungi; Ascomycota; Pichiomycetes; Serinales; Debaryomycetaceae. The transcript has a single exon. The coding region runs from base 1 to 1044 and encodes 347 amino acids. Gene Ontology annotation, molecular function: DNA binding; ATP binding; ATP hydrolysis activity. The record is from RefSeq and is a predicted model, not a curated record. Gene Ontology annotation, cellular component: DNA replication factor C complex; nucleus. Gene Ontology annotation, biological process: DNA repair; DNA-templated DNA replication.